AUGGCUUCGACUUCCAGUUGGAAGCUUAUUUUUGUUGCAAUGCUAGUGUUGGAGAUGUGGGCAUCUCAAGCCACAGCUCGUUCAUUGCAAGAUGCAUCCAUGGUUGAAAAACACAAGCAGUGGAUGGCACAAUAUGGACGUGUAUAUGAGGAUAAUGCAGAGAAUGAAAUGCGAUACAAAAUAUUCAAGGAGAAUGUAGUGUACAUCGAGACUUUUAACAAAGCAGGGACUCGGUCUUACAAGCUUGGCAUCAAUCAAUUUGCCGAUUUGACGAACAAGGAGUUCCAGGCAUCUCGUAAUGGGUAUAAAAUGUCAACUUACCAAAAGUCACCUAAGGAGUCGUCAUUUAGGUAUGAAAAUGUGACUGCAGUUCCAUCCAGCAUGGACUGGAGAAAAAAGGGAGCUGUUACUGGUGUUAAGGACCAAGGUCAAUGUGGAUGCUGCUGGGCAUUCUCAGCUGUUGCAGCCACAGAAGGAAUCAACCAACUUUCAACAGGGAAAUUGAUUUCACUAUCCGAACAAGAACUUGUAGAUUGUGACACGAGUCAGGAUAUGGGCUGUAACGGAGAUGGCACAUGCAACAGCAAGAAGGAAUCCUCCCAUGCUGCCAAGAUUACAGGAUAUGAGGAUGUCCCAGCCAAUAGUGAGUCAGCAUUGCUUAAAUCUGUGGCUAAGCAACCAGUAUCUGUUGCCAUUGAUGCUAGUGGAUCUGACUUCCAAUUCUAUUCGAGUGGUGUCUUCACUGGAGAAUGCGGGACUGAUCUAGACCAUGGCGUUACAGCAGUUGGUUAUGGAACAGCUAGUGACGGUACCAAGUAUUGGUUAGUUAAGAAUUCAUGGGGAACAAGCUGGGGUGAGAACGGAUACAUUAGAAUGCAGAGGGGCAUUGAUGCUGGGGAAGGCCUCUGUGGUAUUGCCAUGCAAGCUUCUUAUCCGAUUGCUUAA
Messenger RNA from Fraxinus pennsylvanica, 945 nucleotides. The record is from the annotation of a GenBank genome assembly. NCBI's taxonomy places the organism in Eukaryota, Viridiplantae, Streptophyta, Magnoliopsida, Lamiales, Oleaceae.